Messenger RNA from Amoebophrya sp. A120, 286 nucleotides. The record is from the annotation of a GenBank genome assembly. NCBI's taxonomy places the organism in Eukaryota, Dinophyceae, Syndiniales, Amoebophryaceae.
GCCGCGCGACGAAUUUGCGCCGCGGAUCCAGUCAGGCAGGCUGGCCGGGCCCCAUUUGCGUCGCGCGCCCAUUAGCGCCCCCCCGGCAGGAUUGGGGGGGCGAGCAGCACCAUGGCAGCAGGGCGGCUGCCCCGGUCCUGCGCUCCCGUGGUUUGGGCGCGCGCGGGCCCCUUCUUGGUUUUCAUGUAAAAAUGAUAAGAACAAGGCGGAGCGGGCUCGCCCCUGUCCUCUUGCCCUCGCUUCCGGCCUCGGUGGGCCCGUUUGUCUCGGCGUAGCAGUUGGCGAG